Molecule: messenger RNA, 2639 nt
Organism: Astrephomene gubernaculifera
Lineage: Eukaryota; Viridiplantae; Chlorophyta; Chlorophyceae; Chlamydomonadales; Astrephomenaceae
Source: the annotation of a GenBank genome assembly
GGUGAACCGGUUUAUCAAGCCAUUUUGAGUUCAGAUAGAGCCUUCGCCACACUGUAGCUGUUGUAACUGUGGAUGCACACCUAGCCCUUUCCUUGACCUACUUCCGCCUAGGUAGCAAACGUUAAGCAAGCCACGUCUAGUCCUCUGAAGGACAAACCUAGAAGGAUGGAGUCUUCUAUGGUGUCUUCAUCUGCUGCAUACCGCGGUCCAGCUGGAAUUGCGUUGCCAGUCGCGUCGAUGGAGCCUAGCACAAGCAGUGUAGAUGACACUGAAGUAGAGUCAAUGUUUAUUAAGCAUCAGGUUUCCAAGCUAGACACCCUGGCGGGCCUAGCAAUAAGAUAUAACGUCUCGGUUGGAGACAUAAAGCGGGCAAACGGAUUGCUAUCGGACAACGCGUUAUACGCACGCAGCACAAUACUCGUCCCAAGGGGGCGCUUGCCGAUAGGGGAAGAGCUCCAAAGAAUAUGUGCAAAGGUGUUAACCGGAGUCAGUCGCGACCCAGUCUUGCAUGCGGAUGCUCAGUCGCAACCAGCUUCCGCAGCCGUUGCCCGUAUAGCCACGACGUUAAACGUCAUAAACGGGGAGUCAUAUCCAGAGGACUUGCCCGUCUCAGAAUGCGCUUGGAUUGCAAUGGGCCAGUGCGGAGGCUGCGGUCCAAUGGACCCCUCUGGGUUCUACUUGCGGAGCCUGCAGCCGGUGGAGGUGGAGCUCACGGACCGCUCAUCCUCGGAAGGGACAUACCUGCCACCCACCAGCGCAGGGCCUACACGGCAAGACGCCGCUGCCGUUCGCCGCCGUCGCAACCAAAACGACGACGCGGGCUCUUGUUCCGACUCUGCCAACAGCUACGGCUGGGGAGCCCAGCGGCAAAACUCCUGCAGCGAGGCCGGGGGCAAAGCGACCGGGGGUUCCUCGGAUAACGGCCGAUUCGCGAGCUGGUUCUCUGAACUUGGGAAGGCUAUCGGGGAGGGCGUCUCUAGCACAGUAGCCAAGGUAAAAGAAGCAGCUAGCCAGCCGGCCCUAGCACGACCGAGCCCGGUCGCAGGGGGAGGGUUUGGCGCCGCGGCUGCGGACGCGAUCGUGGCUUCUCGGCGAAAAGCGACGGGUGCGUUGCUGGGUCGGGCUCCGUUUGAGGGCGCAAUCGCCUCGGCUGGGUUGCAUGGCACGCCAACGUCGGCGGGGGGUGCCAGUCGGGCUAAGCAGGGCGGCAAGAUGGACUAAGGCAGCUGCGCUGUAGGCUCUUGCGCUGGGGCCUUGGAGGCAUUGCCUUGGGUGGGAGCAGCAGGCGCUGCAUUAGGGCCGGGAAGUGGAGCGGACGCGAGUGUUAUCGUGAGGCUAGAGUGGCGGUGUUGUUUCUCAAGGUGCGGUCGAGCGCAGGUGCUGUUGCGGGCUAGGAUUAGGUAAUGGAGGUAUCACCAUUCUUGCGCGUCUUGCAUUUCGUUACAAGGUAGGCCACAGGGUUUCGGUUAAGAAGGGUGUGUGUAGGGAGGAAAACGCCAGGCGCAUUAACGUUGGGGCUGCCCAAGAGCAUACCGGUACGUGCCUAAGACAUGUAGUUUAUUAGUUAGACGGUGUACAGCCCAGCGGAAAGGGGUGUCGUGAUCAUGCCUACGGUACAUAGAAACCACAGCGUUUGACGGCGACAUGGGGUUUUCGUGGUCACGCAUUGGUGAGCCGGAUGGGGAGUGAUGGAACGAACGGGGUGCCAUAACCUCCCUGGCAUUGUAUCGGUGCUGUCGAUUGCUGCAGAAGAGGGGCCUGCGGCAGGAGAGGCUUGUAGCUUGUAGAGAUUCAGAUGUAGUUUUUAGAUUUUCCACAUCAGGUGCGGUCCCUUGGCCCGUCUCCACAACUAGCCCUCCGUGGUGUUUGCAGUUGACUACGCUGCGUUGUGUGCCUUUUACCCCGGUUGUUGCACUGCCUUUUCCCGGAUGGGGCCAGCUUCUUGGUUUAUAAAGGCUGCGUGCUGUUUGCUUUACCGGUAUUUUUUUCAGCAUAUCCUGUACGGCCAAGAUAAUUGAUUUGCAUUCAACAAUGGUGGUGGUGUUGAUGGUGGCGGUUACGAGGUCUUGGUACGCCAGAAUGGGUUCCUUGUCCGGCUAACCGUGUUUCGUGCUAGCCCCUUGAGGGGCUCCCGCACGCUAGGUGGUGUUAUUUUCCAUGUCAUGUGGGUGAGUUCACGCUAGGGAGCGCACCUUAGAUACUCUCUUGCCCACUCCCGCUUAUAGCCUCCUACCUAUCUUGUUAGCUCGGUCUUGUUAGGUGUCUAGGUGCUUUCCCAGCAAGCGCAUUGCCGGGCAGGUCAGUAGAAUAGCUGCGGUGAAGCAUUGAGUGUUAAGCUGUCGGGAAGGGGAAAGCUACCUGUCUAGGUGGCACCGUCCUGUAACCGAUUGCUGGCCUGGUGCGGCAUUGUGGCCCUAUACUGCGAUGACCAUCCAUGUCGCCCUGCAGCAAACCCGUUUGUUACAUUUUGGCGUUGCGCGUUUAGCUGGAACAAAGCCGGUUCAGUGCAAGCCAUAGCCACACGGCCCUGAAGAAUAAAGGAACGCACCGAAAUCGGACACCUACUGGCAUACUGGGCGUUGUACUUCGCUGCCAGUGCGAGACUGAUGACGUCGAGCCAAACGACCCGUGGGCCCGGG